CUAAACAGAGGGGGGUUUUGUGUGUGGAGGGGUUUCUGGCUUCUGGAGAGAGAAGAGAGGGAACACACUCCCUUUUUUAGCCAGACCCUCUGCCUCUCUGUCUGCCCGCCCAUGACAUCACAGCAUGAAGAGAGGCACGGCCAGGGGAGGAAUGUGACGGGGAGAGAAGUUGAGAAAGGAGAGAAAAAGGUUCUGGGAGAGAGGAAACGGAUAGACAGGAAAUCCUCCAAGGCAUCAGAGGAUGCCAGUGAUGAUCUGAAGAGAGACAGAACGGAGAGAAAGAGCGUAAGUUUUCUUGACUCUGUCAGUGUGAUCUCAGCGGGCGGAGGAGACAGCAGUACUUCCACCAGACCUAUGGAGGUGGAGGCCCACCCUGAGACCUGCUACCCCAGCCAAGGGCUCAACAGCCUGGGCAAGAAACACCAGACUCAGCCCCUGGACACAGAGGUGGCCCAGGAGAUAGCAUACCUGGAUGAGGUGUUGGAGGCUAACUGCUGCGACCCAGAGGUUGACACCAUGCCAUUGCCCUCUAACGGGACAGAGAAACCUGAGAGAGACCCCAGGGAUGUCGGUAUUGACGGAACUGGGCCGUCCGUCCACAUCUCCAACACAGACACACAAUCCCCACAGACCAACCAUGAGGUCACAGUAGAGGGCAGGAAGCAAACCACCUUCAUAGACCACCAGGAAGUCAAUAACACCAGUAACUCCAAACCCGAUGGCCACUCUGGACCAAUGGGAGAGCAUGAGAACUACAGGAACCAGGGAGGAGAGACAACAUCCCCCACUGUGAUGACCAUCAAGAAGGAGGCACGUUUCGAGCUGCGGGCAUUCCAGGAGGAGAAGAAGCCUUCCAAGCUGUUCGACCCGUGUGAGAAGGAGGUGCGUGUGAAGAAGGUGCGUCCGUCGGAGGAGGUGGCAGAGCUGGAGAGGGAGCGGCUGGAGCUGAUCCGAGGCCAGGCCGUGAAGAAGAACCCUGGCAUGGGCACAAAAUGGUGGAACCCUCCUCAGGAGAAAAGCCUGGAGGAGGAGCUGGAGCCAGACAAACUUGAGUCACACAGGAAGUACGAGGAGAGGAAGCAGCAGCGGAGGUCAGAGUACAACUGGGGGUCGUCCCAGACGUACGCCCAGUACUCCAUGACCUUUGAGCCCGGCUUUGACCCUGAGUCCAACCGGGACCCGGUAGAGGUUCUUCAGAGCACCAAGGAGGACAUCCUGGUGGAGCAGAUAGACUUCUCCGUCGCCAGGAAGCAGUUCCUCCAGAUAGAAUACGCCAGGCAGCAGCAGGCCGAGAGGUCACAGGUCACAGCCCCGAAGAGAGGCGUGGCACCUCAGCUCUACUCGGCCAAGCCCUUCUCCAGAGCGCCAGACAGCGUCACCCAUGUGGAUAGAUCCUCCAGCUCCGCCACAGUAGGCUACAGUAGUUGCCUGGGCUUUCCACUAGAGGCCAACAACGUCACCACACCCACAACUACAGUCAGGACAGAGGGGAUCUACUGCAUCCAGGGAGAGGCCCAGUCCCCCACUACUACCUUGGGACAGGAAGAACCCAGGAACAGUGGCCCCAAGGAGGCCACGAUGAACAACAGAGAAGGCGAUGGAGACUUCACCAGCGCCCGGGCCGUCAUGACCAUCCUGAAAGAUGAGGGAGACUCUGAGCCGUUUUCCUCAUCCCUGCAGCAUCGUUCCUCCUCCCAAUCCUUCCACUCCCCCAGCGCCUCCCUGUCCUGCCACCCAGAGGAGUGUGACUCUGGACUGGACGAGCUCUCCCUGCGUUCCCAGGAUACUACUGUUCUGGAGACCCUGUCCAACGACUUCAGCAUGGACAACAUCUCCGACAGCGAUGUGUCAAAUGAGACCAUGUCGGCCUAUCUGGGGGAGACGUCUCUGGGGGAGUACUCUUUCCCCUCCACCCCCCAGGCCACCACGCCCGUCAAUGGCAAGAUGGAGGAAGACACCCUCAGAUCCCUCGGGGAGCGGCGCCUGCGUCGGGAUCCGGAGGAGGAGGAGCUGGAGUACCAUGCAGAGCUCCUGGUGCAGAGUGCCAUCCAGCAUGCCCUUAUGAACCAGUCUCAACAGGGAGAAGAGUGGCAGGGGGUCCCCCGGGCCACCCCACAGUCCUUCCCCUACCCCCUCCCAGAGAGGCACCUAGACUUAGAUGUCCUGCCACCAUCUUCUGGGAUGCUCUCACCUCUACCCCCAGAGCACCAGUCACCCACACUCCUAGACCACCCUCCAGCAUUCCUGGCCCUCCACUCACCUCCAUCCCCCCAGCUCCACUCACCUCCAUCCCCCCAGCUCCACUCACCCCCCAGCUCACUGCAGCAGUGGCCAACACCCCUUCAGUCCGUCCAGUCACCCCCACCCCAGUACCAAUCAAGUCCAUCACAAACCCCCAGCAACAGUCACCACAAGCUCAGUUCCAGUUAACUCCAACCCAACAUCAGUCUCCUCUCCCACAGCAGCAGUCCCCCCCAGCCCAGAUUGAGAAACCCACCUACACCCCCCCUCCCCGGAAGUCCUCUUCCGGAGGUCCUAAAAUCCUCGUCCAGUCCGCCCUCAGUCGCUCACUGGCCCUGAAU
Oncorhynchus tshawytscha (Chinook salmon) is the source of this 2582-nucleotide messenger RNA. Its product is annotated as A-kinase anchor protein 2-like. Bases 112 to 2430 code for a protein of 772 amino acids. The transcript has 2 exons. Lineage: Eukaryota; Metazoa; Chordata; Actinopteri; Salmoniformes; Salmonidae. The record is from RefSeq and is a predicted model, not a curated record.